CCACCUGGCUCCCCACAAUUCAUCCCACCUCAUUCAUUUCACAGACACAGCUCACAAUACACCUGCAAAACCCACAUCACCAAUUGAGAACCAACCAACCCGGCAAGAAAAGAAUCUCCGGUUCAAGCCAAAAUGUGCAACUCCAACGUCAAGUCCGCGGGCGACGCCCAGAUCGACGGCCGGCCGGUGCUGCAGCCAGCAGGCAACCGCGUGGCGGCGCCGGACGGUGCCCGCCCGCUCAAGAAGGCCCUGCAGAAGUCGCUCUCCAUGCCGGCUUCGCUCGACAAUGCUGCUGCAACCACCUGCCCGGCCGCACGCCCCGCGCCCGAUAACACCCGCGCGGCGGCGGCUCCUCCUCUUCUGCCACCUACGCCGGCUUCGGUCACUGCAAGGGCAACGAAGGCGGCUGGGGCCAAGGCUGCGGCCGUGUACGCGGAGAAGAGCAGGACGAAGGCCAGGAAGGCUGGCGCCGUGCUGCCAGUGGUGACGUUCGCGGCGCUGGAGGCGUUCGAGCCCGCCGGGAGCAUCGCGGCGGCGCAGCGCGAGCACGCCGCGCUGGCGCAGGCGCAGCGCAAGCAGAGGAUCGCGCACUACGGCCGCACCGCGUCCUUCUCCCGGGUCGAGGGGAGGGUCGGCGCCACCUUCACGGCGGCUGCCGAGCACGUCGCCGCCUCCCCCACCGGGCACGACGAGAAGCGCUGCAGCUUCAUCACUCCCUACUCAGACCCCCUGUAUGUCGCGUACCACGACGAGGAGUGGGGACUGCCCGUGCACGAUGACGAGUUGCUGUUCGAGAUGCUCACGUUGUCCGGCGUGCAAGUCGGGGCAGAUUGGACUUCCAUCCUGAAGAAAAGACACCUCUACAGGGAGGCAUUCUCCGGCUUCAAUGUGGAUGUGGUCGCCAAGUACACGGAGAAGCAGGUCGCGUCGCUGAGCGCGGACUUCGGGCUGGAUUUGGGCACCGUCAGAGGGACCGUCAACAACGCCUGCCGGAUUCUCGAGGUGAGGAGGGACUUCGGUUCGUUCGACAAGUACGUGUGGGCGUUCGUGAACAACAAGCCGCUGUCGCCGAGCUACAAGUACAGCCGGAAGAUCCCGGUGAAGACCUCCAAGUCGGAGUCGAUCAGCAAGGACAUGGUCCGUCGCGGCUUCCGCUUCGUCGGCCCCACCGUCAUCCACUCCUUCAUGCAGGCCGUCGGCCUCACCAACGACCACCUCGUCUCCUGCCCGCGCCACCGCGUCUGCUGCUCCUCCUCUUCACCCCGCGCAAACUGAUCGAUUCUGACCACCGCCGACCACCCACAAAAACGAGAGGGAAAAAAACUCUCACGGAGAAAAAGAAGAGGUAGCCUCAAGUAGUAUACAAAAUGAAGUGUUGGUUUGCGAGUGUGUAUGUGUGCUCUUGUGUAGAUUAAUUACCCUCCGUAAUUAGCCAAGGAGAUUGCUUGUCAGUUGCCUUACCACUUGGUAGCCGUGUGUACCGUCACCAUCACUACAGCAGCUUUGGUGUAUGUAUGUAUAGUCAUUAUUUG
Molecule: messenger RNA, 1532 nt
Organism: Phragmites australis (common reed)
Lineage: Eukaryota; Viridiplantae; Streptophyta; Magnoliopsida; Poales; Poaceae
Exons: 5
Coding region: 133-1275 (380 amino acids)
Biological process (GO): base-excision repair
Molecular function (GO): DNA-3-methyladenine glycosylase activity
Source: RefSeq, a predicted model, not a curated record